This is a messenger RNA of Sceloporus undulatus (fence lizard), 2067 nucleotides long. It is a transcript of the gene PIRT, whose product is annotated as phosphoinositide interacting regulator of transient receptor potential channels. The record is from RefSeq and is a predicted model, not a curated record. Lineage: Eukaryota; Metazoa; Chordata; Lepidosauria; Squamata; Phrynosomatidae. The transcript has 2 exons. Gene Ontology annotation, molecular function: phosphatidylinositol bisphosphate binding; transmembrane transporter binding. The coding region runs from base 124 to 567 and encodes 147 amino acids. Gene Ontology annotation, biological process: phosphatidylinositol-mediated signaling; positive regulation of cation channel activity.
UACUUAGGAAAUCAGCAACAUCCACUUAGGACACAUUCCAUGCCUAUACAGAACAGCAAGACGACUUCAAGGAGCCUCCAGGCAUUAUAGAUUUAAUGCUGUGAGUCUGUAAACCUGGCAGUCAUGGAAAUCCAACCAAGAGACAUGGAGGAGGGAGAUAAGUCCCCUGAGUCCAAGGACCUGCUGACCAGUCAGACAGCCAGCACCUUGUGUAUCAGCUCACGCAGUGAGUCUGGAUGGAGUGCUCCACCACAGAACAAGUGGGAUGUUUACCAUAAGCCAGUCAUUGUAUUGUCAGUGGGUGGAGCGGUGUUCCUCUUUGGUGUGGCUAUCACCAGCCUGACCUGCCUCACUAUGGACCAAAACAAGACCAUGGAGAACAGCACGACAACUGAUAAAAAAACAACCAAGGAGAUAUUUAAACUGUGCGGGCCAGCCUUCCUGUCAUUAGGCCUCAUGCUGCUUGUGUGUGGGCUCGUCUGGAUCCCCAUCAUCCGCAAAAAGCUGAGACAGAAACAGAAAUACCACAUCCUUCAGAGCAUUAAGUCUUUCUUCCUCAACCGCUGAAGGCAGCCCUCGGCCACAAGGAAGAGGACUAUAUGUGAUCAGCACAAGGCCUGGCCUCCAUUCUAGGAAUCUACAAACCCAGUUGUCACUGCCCUGAAAGGGAGUUGACUCUAAUCCCCUAUUCUUCCUUCUAUUUAAAAGGAAUUGAUUACCCCAAGCCAGCGGACCUACAGGAUCAUUUGGGGCCCUUAGUUCAGCAAAUAAACUACACAUUCUCCACAAGGAUAUUCUAAGUUAAAGGCACUAACACUGGCAGAACAGAUGCCAGACCAGUUAUUUCAACUAACUGCUACUUUAUUAUAUAGAAUGUUGUUUUAAAGGUACUUAAAGUUUAGAUAGCAUUCAAGAGAAAGCUGAUGCUGGAGCCUAUGGCCAAUAUUGGCCCCAGUGUGACUAGUGAAUACUUCUCUGAGAAAGCAGUAAGAUAUUUCUCCUAUAUAAAAUGGUUUUGGGUUUUUAAAAACACACACACCAAAAUUACUUGCAGAAAUGGUGCUGAGAAGGUUUCCAAGAAAAUUCCAAUGGCUACUUUUGUUUCAUUUUGUUUUGUUUCAUGAGAGGAAGCUAUUCUGCAAGCAGACAGUUCUAUGUGAGUAAAAAUAUUAGUUGUACAAUUUCUCAGACCUGGCACAAGAGAACAUCGGACAUUUCUCAGUGGGUUGUAGGCAUACUUAUCAAACUCUGAACUCUCAAGUAAAAAACAAAUACUCUCAAAAGGAGAGACAAUAAUGGUUAAAAGUUUCAAAAGACAGGGCCUGGAGGUAUACUAUUACAGCAAAAAUAGCUGAUUGUUUGGUAAGGAAAUUGGAUCUGUCUAUAGAAUAUUUCAUGUUGUAUGAAUCUAGGCUAAUGCUGGCCACCAGUUACAAAUUCAUAACUGUAUGAAAAGCGAUCUUGUAGCACCUUUGAAACUAGGGAGAUUAUCGCAUGCACUGUAGCCUGUCUUUUCCCCAAUGGGAUACAUACACAUUUAACUAUCAAUAAUGGAUCUUAUCAUAUUCGCCUGUGGAUUUUCCUGUCCUUGAAAAGCCACAGGAUAAGCUCUGGGUUGCAUAUGGGCUGUAUACGGGCUGCACAUUCCCGCUGACAGAAGAAUGUGAUAAAAUCCAUUAUUGACAGUUAAACAUGCAUACAUCCCAUUGGGGAAAAGACAGGAUAAGUCAGUCUGCUGCAUCCCAAUCAGCUCCUGCUGCUCACUGUGACUGAUGCCCAGUAAGUCAGGAUUGGGCCAGGAGACACUAUUUAAUUUAUAUGUAAAAGUAGCUGAUCUAGGAUUUCAGACAUGGUCUCCAGCAAUGAUGCAACACAAACCUCUGGUAAACUGAAAUAGAUCCAAGGAGAACUUGUAAGAAUCAGGAACUUGCCAAACAGCCACUUAUCCAAGAAAUAUACUGAAAAUUAUGACAGUGAAACCAACUUUCCAUGGGCAUCUGAAAGGAUUGAAGUGUACAGGUGUUUAGAAUAGUGCAGUCAAAGGCUUUCAUGGCUGGCAGCCAUAGA